Molecule: messenger RNA, 2880 nt
Organism: Dichomitus squalens LYAD-421 SS1
Lineage: Eukaryota; Fungi; Basidiomycota; Agaricomycetes; Polyporales; Polyporaceae
Product: HET-domain-containing protein
Exons: 2
Coding region: 564-2708 (714 amino acids)
Source: RefSeq, a predicted model, not a curated record
CCUCUGACGUCCCCUAGAGAUAUUCUAACACUCCUCUAAUACUCGUUUAGUCUCACAGUAAACAGCAGCAUUUCCCAGAUUCCUCGCAGCUGCGAUCACCUUGGCGGUCGUAACAAACGAGUUUUCAGCCAUUGGAUGGCGAAAAAAUCAUGCGCUUUUUGAAUACAGCCACUGGACAGUUUGUUGAGGCGGAUCCCAAAGCCACACGGUAUGCGAUCCUGUCACACACUUGGAGUCGGAGAGGAGAGCAGACGUAUCACGAAUUGACACGAAUUCAAGAGCGAUACUCUGGUUCUAUCUCCCGUCCUUGCUCCCGCUCCUCGGCUUCGUCCCUGGCUUCGUCCCCGCCUGUGUCCUCCGCAUCGUCCUCCGCAUUGUCCUCAGCCGCCGCUCCCUCCUUCUCCUCCACAGCGCAACAAGACACUGUAUCGCCUACCGCGAGUCUGCAUCAUCCGCACCCUCUAUCUAGAUCCUUGUCGGCAUCUGCCACCUCCUUCGCUCGUCCUGAAUCGAUCUCGCCCCCGAGCGAGCGCACUGCACUGCUCGCUGAUCGCAUCAUCUUGAUGGAGGAGGGUAUCUCGGCGAACGGCCACAAUGCGACCUCUACCUCCGCGCCCCGUCGUCUGCGGGACUCCCUCAAGCGAGUCUGGCAAUUCCUUCUUCUCGCCUUUGCACGCGCCCUGCACUUCUGUAUUCACCUGGCGGGCCACUGGCCUGGUGCCAAGGCGUCACUCCUGACAGAGCCGGAGCCCACUUCUUUCCCGGAUCCUCUUGUCGAAUCCGCACGAACGCUAUCCCUUCAUCGAUCUCAACUAGACGACCCUCCAGCCCCUCGAGGCUCCGUCUGGGAUGAUCCCGACCUCUCACAGAAGGUCCGAGAGGCGUGCAGAGUAGCACGCGAGGCCGGAUACAGAUACCUCUGGAUCGACUCAUGCUGUAUCGACAAAACGAGCAGCUCCGAGCUCUCCGAAUCGAUCAACUCGAUGUAUCUCUGGUAUGGUAUUGCGGACGAAUGCUAUGCCUACCUCGCCGAUGUCCCUCCGGGCAAGGACCCUCACUCACCAGGGUCCGAAUUUCGUUCGAGCCGAUGGUUCACGCGCGGAUGGACGCUCCAGGAGCUGAUCGCGCCCCCGAGAAUGAAGUUCCUGUCGAACAACUGGGAGGUCAUCGGGACCAAGCUCACGCUUGUCGAUAUCGUCGAGGAGGUCACGACUGUCCCUCGGGAAGCUCUGCUCCAAUUGGAGCCACUUGAAGAGUUCAGCGUUGCCCAGCGACUCUCGUGGGCGGCGAAACGAGAAACAACGCGAGUGGAGGAUCAGGCGUAUUCGCUGCUCGGUAUAUUCGACAUCAACAUACCGACGCUGUACGGUGAGGGCGAGCGCGCCUUUCGCCGGCUGCAGGAGGAGAUCCUGCGACGAGUGCCUGACCAGAGUCUUUUCGCGUUCAAAGACGUCUAUAUGGAGAUUGGUGUGGGCCACGACCUCGCACAGUGUCCGCCGUUUGGUGCUGGUGCCAGCGCUGUUUCUGGGACGUAUGGCAACACCUCAGAGAGGUCUCUCUUUGCCUCGCGCCUUGAUAUACUAGUCAAUGGUGGCGAGAUCAGGGCCGUGUCUCACGGCGAUGUCAUCCGCCGUCUCCGGCUCCCCUAUCCUCCUGCCGCUCAAUACACCUCUACCCCCCACGGCAUUCACACACAGCUCCCGGUUAUACCAUUUGCUCACACUCUCCCUCCGGGCGCGGUUUGGUACCCCACUGCGAUCCCGCAAUCCCAGUGGUAUCUGGUUAUCCUCGGGUGUGAGCACAUUCAGCACCCUGGUUCUCUUCUCGGGCGUGUCUGCUACAUCCCUCCCUCCGAGUCCGAUGUUGAAUACCUGUACUGUGGAUGUGUGCGCAUCAACCCGAUGGGCCCGGAGGAAAUCUAUUACACGUAUGCCCAUCUCUUCCCGCUGUCGCUGGCAACCAUCGAGCGUUGCCGAGAGCACAUGACGCUCAAGACAGUCUAUAUCUCCCACCCGGAGCGUGCCAGCACACAGUCGGACUUCGCUCGCCGUCAGCCACACGCGACAAUCAAUCUAUCCCUGCAGAGGAUGACUCGCGACACCCUACACACGCAAGGGUAUGCGGUUGAACUCCGGAGUCCCGAUGAGGACCACCCGACCCUUCACCGGCUCACGCUUUCCAGCGACGCCCAAACGAUCGUUAUCAAGUACGAGCACGUCCUGGAGGACGACGGAUGGUGGAUGAUGAUCAAGGCGCGUGCAACGAUAUCGCGGCCCACUCCUGACUCGGACAACGAGAUCACGGCUGAAGCUGAGUUCACCGAUUGGCGGGAUUGUGCGCGGUGGCAGCCGUCUCUCGGUACAAGGACAGCUACCUCCACCCUCGCUGCCGUGACGGUCAAGGUCAUGCUCGGCCUGGACUGGGCAGCGCCCUCUCACUACUUCUUGCGCAUCAAUGUCGUCACCGAGAUGCUGCCGAUUACACCUUCUGCAUCGCUUGAGACCGCGCAAGGGAGAGAGCAUCGGGUUUCAGGAGCGAGUGGCCAAGCCGACAAGCAGGACAUUGGGACCAAGGCUGGAACCAGCGAAGGCGUCGUCCUCUGGACUGACGAUGACGCCCUUCCUGGCAUGCAGGACUCGGAUACGGCUAGGGGGGUUGGAGAGGAGCGGGGAAUGAGCACGGAGCGGGGCGAUGAGGCUGAUGGGUAGGAAGGGGGCGAUGUAAUGGGCUGACUGACGCUUUACGGAAGGCAUGUAUGGCCUCUUGCCUCGCAAUGUGCAUCAUAUGUCACUGCUUGUAUUCGUAACAUUGAUGAGUACCGUGCUCUGCAGAGAUGGACCGUAUCAUAUUGCGCACCAUAUGAACUAUACAACUCGAGUU